This is a messenger RNA of Pelecanus crispus (Dalmatian pelican), 912 nucleotides long. The record is from RefSeq and is a predicted model, not a curated record. Lineage: Eukaryota; Metazoa; Chordata; Aves; Pelecaniformes; Pelecanidae.
UCCCCCCCGUGGUGGAGCCGGCCUUCCAGGACGUGCGCCAGGGCAUGGGGCGCAGCGUCACCCUGCGCUGCGCCAUGCUGAAGGGCAGCCCCAUGAAGGUGGCCACCUCCGUCUGGCGCUUCAACGGGACCCUUCUGGCGCAGCCCCUGGCAGAGCAGCAGGACUACUCAGAGCUGAAGGUGGACAGCGUGAGCCGGGAGACCAGCGGUAGCUAUGAGUGCAGCAUUUCCAACGAUGUGGGGGUCUCCACCUGCCUCUUCCAGGUGUCUGCAAAAGCUUACAGCCCAGAGUUUUACUAUGACACUCCCAACCCCACCCUGAGCCAGAAGCAAUCCAAGAAUUACUCUUACGUCUUGCAGUGGACACAGAAGGAGCCUGAAGCUGUGGAUCCCAUCCUCAAGUACCGCCUGGAAGUCCGGCAGCUGGCUCAGAGAAACACCAUCCAAACCUUCAUUCCUGUGCAGAAAAUGGAGAAGGGCCUGUUGCUGGAGCACAUCUUGCCCAACCUGAAAGUGCCUCAGAGCUAUGAAGUUCGCCUGACACCCAUCACCAGCUUUGGGGCUGGGGAUAUGGCUGCCCGCAUCAUCCAGUACAUGGAACCAAUCAACUAUCCCAACCCAACAGAUAACACCUGCCGCUUUGAGGAUGAGAAGAUCUGUGGCUUCGUGCAAGACAAGAUGGACAACUUUGACUGGACCCGGCAGAACGCCCUGACCCAGAACCCCAAGCGCACCGUCAACACAGGGCCCCCCACGGACAUCAGCGGUACGCCAGAGGGUUAUUACAUGUUCAUCGAGGCAUCCCGGCCCCGGGUGACAGGAGACAAAGCACGGCUCAUCAGCCCCCUCUACAACAUUACUGCCAAGUAUUACUGUGUCUCCUUCUACUACCACAUGUACGGGAAGCACAUCG